UGCGACCAUUAUGAGUGUUCCUCAGCCUGACCCGGAUGAGACACCCCCCUCCACCAUCACUCCUGUCACCACCCCCACCCUGAGCCUGACCCCCAUCACAGACGACCUGGAGUGUAAGAUCUGUUACCAGCGCUACAAUGUCCACAACCGCAGGCCCAAGAUCCUGGACUGUCUCCACCGGGCGUGUACCCGCUGCCUCAACAAGAUCCUGGACAUGGGAGACGUCUUGGGCUGCAUUUCCUGCCCUUUCUGCCGACACGAAACAGAGGUCAGCGAAUGCGAGGUGUCGGGACUCCCCAAUGACUCCAACAUCAUAUCCUGCCUGGCCGUCAGGGAUAAGUCCUGGAGCUCCGACCACAGCAAAGAGGUGACCCUCACCCCCAAGAGCCUGUCUUCUACCUCCCCCUCGCACCACUCCUCCAACUGCCUGGUGAUCACUAUCAUGGAGGUCCAGAGGGAGACGGGAUCCGGGGGCCGUGGCCUGGGCAGUUCAGACCACUACACAGAGCCCAGCCUGGACUCCGUCUCCGUGGGUUCCAACGGGCCGGAGGUUCAGGAAGCCCUGUCCAAGUUGUGUUCUCACGUCCCCAGGAUCCUGGUGUGGCUCCUGGGGCUGUUCUACUUCGGGUCCCUGCCCCUUGGCAUCUACCUGCUGGUGAUCCAGAGGGUGACGCUGGGCAUAGUCUGUGUGAGCCUGGUACCGUCCAGUCUGACUGUUUGUCUGGUCUAUGGGUUCUGCCAGUGUCUCUGCCAGGGUAUGUGUGACUGCUCGUCUAGGGGCUGA
This is a messenger RNA of Salmo salar (Atlantic salmon), 784 nucleotides long. RefSeq names its product E3 ubiquitin-protein ligase RNF182. Lineage: Eukaryota; Metazoa; Chordata; Actinopteri; Salmoniformes; Salmonidae. The record is from RefSeq and is a predicted model, not a curated record.